AGACAUGUCACCCCUCCACGUUGAUCACCACAACCAACACACGACGUGCGCGUACACGUGCUAUGCGCGCCGCCGUUCCUGCGGAAUUCAGGAGGCUGUGGUCGGACUCCGAAAAGCUCCCACCUAGAAAAUAAUGAACAACAAAUUUGACGCUCUGAAAGAUGAUGACAGUGGAGACCACGACCAGGACCAAGGCUCACCGAAAGACGGUGAGAAGGAAAAAAUUGAAGAUGAGGAUAAGGAACAGAACACCUCCAAGAAAAAGAUGGUGGUGCCAGGGGCAGGAGAGCACCCUCUUCAAUACAACUACACCUUCUGGUACUCCAGACGCACCCCAGGGCGACCCGCCAGCACUCAGAGCUACGAACAGAACAUCAAACAGAUUGGCAGCUUUGCUUCAGUGGAGCAGUUCUGGCGUUUCUAUAGUCACAUGAUCCGGCCAGGCGACCUGACAGGCCAUAGUGACUUCCACCUCUUCAAGGAGGGUAUUAAACCAAUGUGGGAGGAUGAUGCCAAUAAGAUGGGUGGGAAGUGGAUCAUCCGCCUGAGGAAAGGCCUGGCGUCUCGGUGCUGGGAGAACCUGAUCCUGGCCAUGCUCGGGGAGCAGUUCAUGGUAGGAGAGGAGAUCUGUGGGGCUGUGGUGUCAGUACGCUUUCAGGAGGACAUCAUCUCAAUCUGGAACAAAACCGCUAGUGACCAGGCGACCACUGCCCGCAUCAGAGACACCCUGCGCCGAGUCCUCAACCUGCCUCCCAACACCAUCAUGGAGUACAAGACUCACACAGACAGCAUUAAGUAUAGCAUGGGAAGACUUCCAUGGUCUGGUGAAUGCUAGUGGCGGACGUUAACCCCUCACACAGAUAACCUCUAAGAGAGUGUGUGUACGUGACGUGUUGGGGGAUGACGAGUCCAGGAAAGGAUAACUCUACGUGGAUUGGCACUGUGUAACGUGAAGACAGGAACAGAGGCGAGAAGACUAUUCCUUCUUUGUGUCAAAUUGGAAAUCCUGUCAACAGAACACUGAACCAAGCAGAAGAGAGAAAUAUGCGUUAUUUUUAAUCAACCAGAGAAGAACUAAGCCUCCAAUUUUUAAUUUUAUUUUUUUUAAUGCAAGUUGUAACAUCUGUUAACUUGCCACCAGAGGGAGGCCAUGUGACUGGUGUUUGCUGAUCUGGUCGUUAGCUGUUAACAAAGUGUACUUGACAAAAUACAACAAAACCAAUCUGUAACAAUACUAGAUCAGAUUUUAUUACUUAACAUAACAUCAUAUUUCCUGCUGUCAAAAUAAGUUUGUGUUAAUCUGUUUUAUUGGGACUCAAACAGGGUUGCAGGUAGAUGUUAUUUUAUGAUAGUGCUGUAUUUUAACUACAGUUCCUCUGGUCAUUUCGAACUAGAUUGAUUACUAUUAUUGUGUACGAUAUCUUUGUAAAUAAGUCCACUUCAAAGACCACUUAACUGAAUCAGCAACGAUUCUCCAUCUUUGACCUGGAAGUUAAAUCCCAAAGGAGGAGGACCAUCCUGUACUGGGCAGAAGGUUGUAUAACCGGCAUCUUAAGAAUGGACUGCCAAGCUGCCUAAAUCACUGUGCCUGGCCUUCAGCCCGACCCGAACCAGUUUUCCCUUCUGUCUGUUUUGUCUUUCCCCGCCUUUAAAGAAUCCAAGGGAUGGGCUCUGCUUUAAUGUCCUCAACAAAGGUGUAUAGGACUGCUGAAACACUGACCUACACUCCUUUUCCAUUUUGUAGUAAAAGAAAUGAAUCAGGCUCAGGGUCUGUUACAGUUUUUAUCAAUUCCUCUGGAGCAUUUUUUGGAACCAUGUCAAGAAAGCGCCUAUAGUUGAAAAACUGUAAUGCUGCCCAUGUUUGGUGGUGUGAUGAUGGGUGCAGGUGUGUGUCAAAAGUGAAGAAACACUGUUGGAUGUUCACCUGAUGGAUUAUAGCAAUAAAUGUCAAAUAUGCAUCUGCUGCUAAA
Molecule: messenger RNA, 1970 nt
Organism: Siniperca chuatsi (mandarin fish)
Lineage: Eukaryota; Metazoa; Chordata; Actinopteri; Centrarchiformes; Sinipercidae
Gene: eif4e2
Product: eukaryotic translation initiation factor 4E family member 2
Exons: 8
Coding region: 134-835 (233 amino acids)
Biological process (GO): translational initiation
Cellular component (GO): eukaryotic translation initiation factor 4F complex; cytoplasm
Molecular function (GO): translation initiation factor activity; RNA 7-methylguanosine cap binding
Source: RefSeq, a predicted model, not a curated record